Messenger RNA from Gossypium raimondii (Peruvian cotton), 1624 nucleotides. RefSeq lists its product as uncharacterized. Bases 289 to 1275 code for a protein of 328 amino acids. The record is from RefSeq and is a predicted model, not a curated record. Lineage: Eukaryota; Viridiplantae; Streptophyta; Magnoliopsida; Malvales; Malvaceae. The transcript has 4 exons.
AUCAAAGAGAGAAUGCACAGAGCGUUGCUUGAAGCAGAAUCUGAAUUGUAGCACUAGCAACCAAUUAUGCUUUGGGUUUUGCCACUACUUUGUUGUAUAAUUUCUGAAACCACAGCUACAAAAUAUUAAUAUUUACUGUGUAUUAUACAGGUAGGAUAGUCCACGGUGAGUGAGAGCAGCCAAAUAGGCACAUAGAGAGAGAGAGAGAGAGAGAGAGAGGGGAUAUUAGGGGACACCCCACACGAUCUGUGGAGGAGAAAAAAGAGAAGGGGGGAAUCAUCAUCAAUCAUGCCAUCAGGUUCUAAGAAGAGAAAAGCGGCUAAGAAAAAGAAGGAACAAGCAACCAACAACACCAAUUCAUCAACUAACAACAACCCACAUGGAAAUGGGGAUCAAAGAAGCCAAGAUGAAAGAGAAAGUGACGGUGGCGAUGUUGGUUCCCCCGCAUCUCAAGGCGACCCCAAUCACCAGCAUCCAUUCAAUCAGAGGGAAGAAGAAGGAAAAAGAGGGGCUUCACCUGUUCAAUCGCAUGUAACUGAGGACAAGUCUGUGGAAGAAGCCAAUAGAGAUGCAGAAAGCUCUGAGAUAUUGAGAUCGGAUGAUGUUUUUGCUGUUAAAGUUGAAGAUGAGUCGGGACCUAAGGAGGAUCUUGAGACCACGCUUGUCGCCAUUCGGCACAUUAAGCAUGAGAAGAGCUCUAGUAGCAGCAGUAGCAGGAGCAGUUCAGAUGAUGAAUCUCAAGUCACUCAGAAGAAUUCUAAGGAAGAAGCCUAUAAUUUUGUUUCUGAAGCGACUGCAUAUGGCAAUGAGGAUAAGCUGGCUACUGUUACAUCUGAAGAAGUCCUGAAGUUGGUUGAGAAUGAAGCAGUCGGAAAUGUUGAUAGUAAUUCUGCAGUUGAAACUGCUAACGUUGACAAUUUGGUAAAAAGUGGGUUAUAUGUGCCAGAGGAACUGGAUCAUGCUGCAGAAGUUUCUGCAAACAAAUCAGUGUCUGUUGUAGUUGAACCAGGGUUGAAGGAAAGUGAAGAGAAAUUAUUGCCUUCUUCAAAUGGUGUCUCUCAGGUUGAGUUGGGAGAAAAUGAAGGAAAAAAUGUAUCAUCCUCUGCUACUUCUACUGCUGAAAGUAGUACUGUGGUGGAAAAUCCCCAACAUCUUGAGUCCCAUGAUCAUUCUGAAAAGCAGCCUCUUGUUGCUUCGACUCCACCAGUGGUGCAAAGAACCUCGUUGUUCAGUUGCUGCGGAUUGCUUGAUGUUCUUACUGGUUCUGGGAGAUAAUUGCAGAACCAUCGGUUCAUGGGGCUUCAGUAGACAUGGCAAUUCGUCAAAGUCACAAAGGGUUUGGUUUCUAUACGUCUAUUUCAUUUCAAGGCUCGAUGUGUUUUCUUUUUUUUUUUUUUUUAAGAAUAAGGGGCAUCAGACCUAGCUAGAAAAACAGUAAUGAAAUUUUGUCGUAGUUAUACUGUGAAUGCUGAUAGUUGCUAGUUGUUGGUUCCUAGCUUUGAUUACAUUCUUUUAUUGUCACUUUUGCGGCUUAGUUUCUUAGCUAGGUUAUUUAGUUCUUGUUCCAAACCGUGUGGACUAGUUUCGUUAAAGAAUACCAAGGCUUUUGAGUGUAAUUUCAACA